This is a messenger RNA of Musca domestica (house fly), 1528 nucleotides long. It is a transcript of the gene Arfip, whose product is annotated as arfaptin-2. Gene Ontology annotation, molecular function: phospholipid binding; protein domain specific binding. The record is from RefSeq and is a predicted model, not a curated record. The coding region runs from base 356 to 1339 and encodes 327 amino acids. Gene Ontology annotation, biological process: intracellular protein transport; regulation of Arp2/3 complex-mediated actin nucleation. Gene Ontology annotation, cellular component: trans-Golgi network membrane. Lineage: Eukaryota; Metazoa; Arthropoda; Insecta; Diptera; Muscidae. The transcript is spliced from 5 exons.
CUUUGGGGUAGUUUGAACGGCGGCAAGGCUCGAAUCGACUCCUAUCUCUGGAUCUACUUCCUUUUCGUAUUUCACGGUAAUUUUUUUUCGUAAAAUUAUCUACCAAUAAUUUUUUUGUAGAGAGUGAUGUAAACAAUUUCGAAGUGAUGAGUCCCCCAGCAUAGUCUCUCCACGUUCAUAAAGGUUACUUUGAUUAUUACCAGACGUUUUUUGUGUGUCCUCAUUGGACCAACCACCAAAAAAAAAAGAAUCGAGAAAAAGAAUAUACCUUUUUUGCGACGAAGUCAGUGAACUCUUAUCUGUUUAUAAUAGAAAAAUAGGAAUUUUGUUGGCGUGAGAAGAUAACUAAUCGAGUAUGGCUCAUUCUGUGCGAGUAGAACGCAGCAUACAUGAGAUGCUAAAGGAUACACCGUCCAUGAAUGAAAGUGAUAAUGCAGUUCAUACAGGAACAGAGGAUUCAAGUAGCUGCCCACCCCCUUUCAAGUCGCCACCCACAAGUUUGUCUCUAAGAAACCAUUCAGCACCCACAACGCCUAUGUCUCCCCGAAGUCCACAUAAUGGUAGUGUAGAUACCAGUUUACUACGUACCGGUGCCUCGAAAAUUGACAGUAUAAAAAAUUGGAGUAUAUCUACAUACAAGUGCACGCGGCAAAUAAUGCUCGAAAAGUUGGGAAAGUCGCAGCGUACUGUAGACUCGGAAUUAGAGGCACAUAUUGAACAGUUGCGUGACACACAGCGCAAAUACCUGUCCGUUUUACGACUGGCCAGGGCAUUUAGUUCUCAUUUUCACCAUGUAGUCGUAACCCAGCAUGCGUUGGCCGAUGCCUUUGCCGACUUGGCUCAAAAGAAUCCAGAGCUUCAAAAGGAAUUCACAUGUAACUCCGAAACCCAACGAUCAUUAACAAAAAAUGGGGAACUACUUUUGAAUGCCUUGAAUUUUUUCAUAUCAUCGGUAAAUACAUUGUGCAAUAAGACCAUUGACGAUACCCUGCUCACGAUAAGGCAAUACGAAACUGCCAGAAUUGAGUUUGAUGCAUAUCGCAUGGAUUUAGAAAAUAGCAAACCUGAAAUACCUCAGUCAUCAACAGCAGAGGAUUUGCAAAAGAAUUACACUCAACACAAGGAACUCUACGAAAAAUUGAGAGAUGAUGUUGCUAUAAAAAUGCAAUUUCUGGAUGAGAAUAGGAUCAAAGUAAUGCAUAAACAAUUGGUGCUCUUGCACAAUGCAAUUUCGGCCUACUUUUCUGGAAAUGCAACUGCUCUUGAAACAACGCUGAAACAAUUCAAUAUAAAGUUAAAAUCUCCUAAUUCCGUAACAGGGUCAUGGCUGGAACAGUAGUAAUCCGUUUUACUGAAUAUCUCUUCUAUAAUAUUCCUUGAAAAGCAAAACCAAAAGUAUUUUCUCUUGUCCAUUCAUAUAUUCUUAUGGUUAAUUAACUAAAGAACAAACAUAAAAUGAAUAAAUCGUACGUAUAUGUAUUUUUAUGGCUUUUUAUGUACUAAAUAUAUUUACGAACUUGUAUUUAAA